GCCAGAAUGGAGCACUUAACAAUUUUAAAGGAAUUACUUUAAGCAUACUCUGUCUCUUUCCUUUGCUCCGGCUACCAGAAAGAAAGAGAAAUAAAACUGGGAAUAUAGUUUGUCCAGAAAGAUAUCAUAUUAUUACUUAGGGUGGUUUUGUCGCUGAAUUUGGUGUAUUGGCAAAUUGGUAGAAGCCAACCAAAAGAAAAAGUCUCUUUUUGAGAAUAUGAAUGGAAUAUAGAAUCAGACACCACUCCAAUUAACAAAGAAGGUGGGAACUUGUGGUGUAAAAAUCUCAUCUUCCGUAUAUUGAAUAAUAAGGAAGGAAAUGGGAAAGAAAAAGUCUUUGAGGAGCAAAGCUGUUCACUUUGUGACUGAUCUCACCACUGGCCUUCUCAACCCCACUGAUAAACCCUCCAAGCCUCCCCACCCUCCUCCUGAAAAUGUGAGCGAGUCUAAAAGAAGUCAACCAGAGUCAAUCAACGAAGAGGAUAACAGGGAUCUAGUUGAUGGCCCUGAUACAUCUUCCUUUACUGCAUUCCUUUAUUCGCUAUUGUCUUCUUCAGAUUCAGGUCAAAAUCUGAAUCUGGAGCAAAAUGAUAGUCCAGAGGAAACUGGUGAUGCAUCAUCUGACACAAUAAUGAAAGAGAAUGGUGGAAGGAAAAGCUUACUUUCUAGGGGUAAGCAAUCACUUAGAGUUCUUUACCAAGCUACUAGGAUUAGUGGAUACAAAAAUCAAGACCGCGAGGGUGAUUCUGACAUGAAAAUUGAUGAUGAGGCUGAUGCUCAAUUUGAUGGGCUUGAGAUGAGGCAUUUGCAAAAUGUUAAGGAACCUUUGGCUUUGGGAGAUCUUCCAGAAACUUCUGAGCCAUCAUUGCUUCUUACUGAGAAAACAAGAAGUGCUCUUUAUGCUUCACUUCCAGCUCUUGUUCAAGGCAGAAAGUGGUUAUUGCUCUACAGUACUUGGAGGCAUGGUAUAUCAUUGUCAACAUUGUACAGGAGAAGCAUGCUCUGGCCUGGCCUCAGUUUGCUGGUUGUUGGAGACCGUAAAGGUGCAGUGUUUGGUGGACUGGUUGAGGCACCCCUAAAACCAACUAAUAAGAAAUACCAGGGAACAAAUAGUACCUUUGUUUUCACAAAUAGACCCGGUGACCCGGCUGUAUUCCGUCCCACAGGUGCGAAUCGAUAUUUCACUCUGUGUUCCACUGAAUUUCUGGCAAUUGGCGGUGGUGGCCAUUUUGCACUCUAUCUAGAUGGUGAUCUGUUGAAUGGGUCAAGCUCAUUCUCAGAAACCUAUGGAAACCCGUGUCUUGCAUUCUCUGAAGACUUUGAAGUGAAGGAGAUUGAGUUGUGGGGCUUUGUAUAUGGAUCAAAAUAUGAGGAAAUACUUGCUUUAAGCAGAACAGAGACGCCUGGAAUUUGUCGGUGGUAAAGCAUCUUUGCAGCAUGAGGCCAAUGUGAUGAUUGAGCACCAGUGAUACUGGUGGCUUUUCCUUUGGCACAAUCAUCUCUACCUUUGUGUUGACUGAAUUAACAACAGGAAGUGGAAUCUUUCAUCGUACAUGUUGUUCCCUUUUUGUUAUGCAUUGUACAUAGAUGCCCAGCCUUGUAUAUACUACAAAUGCAUAUGUAUAUACUUUACAGUGUCUGGCACAAGUUGAAUUGUGGGUGAAUGUUACUGACGAUGCGUUUCAGCAAAAUUAGUUGAUCAGUUCUUGCUCA
This is a messenger RNA of Theobroma umbraticum, 1713 nucleotides long. RefSeq names its product TLD-domain containing nucleolar protein. NCBI's taxonomy places the organism in Eukaryota, Viridiplantae, Streptophyta, Magnoliopsida, Malvales, Malvaceae. The record is from RefSeq and is a predicted model, not a curated record.